Messenger RNA from Limanda limanda (common dab), 5707 nucleotides. RefSeq lists its product as uncharacterized. The transcript has 12 exons. NCBI's taxonomy places the organism in Eukaryota, Metazoa, Chordata, Actinopteri, Pleuronectiformes, Pleuronectidae. Gene Ontology annotation, cellular component: nucleus. The record is from RefSeq and is a predicted model, not a curated record. Bases 120 to 2879 code for a protein of 919 amino acids. Gene Ontology annotation, molecular function: transcription cis-regulatory region binding. Gene Ontology annotation, biological process: regulation of transcription by RNA polymerase II.
GACUGGGUUUUAUUUUUUAUGUGUUAAACACCGCCCCCCUCUGCCUGUGCGGAGCGCUUGUUUGCGAGUCGGCUCGUCCCGGCGGAGCAGCGGCCUGACGGAGGGAAUGCAGGACGGACAUGGAGCAGAAUGUAAUCCAGUGGUUGGGUUCUCCGUCCUGCCAGCGCGGCAGCUACGCCUUCUACAAGUCGGUGAGCAGCAGGACUCGACCCGACGGGCCCGUCCAGGUGUGGCGGCUGGGGGAGUUCUACCUGAUCCGCUGUGGCCCUCAGGAUCCCAUGUGCAUCGCUGAGGUGACCUUACUGUGGGAGGACCAGACCCGGGCCCACCCGCUGGCCAGCACCAGACUCUACUUCCUGCCUGAGGACACACCGAAGGGCCGGACCCUGGAGCACGGAGAGGAUGAGGUGUUGGCCGUGUCCAGGAAGAUGGUGCUGCGGGUGGAGGACCUGGUGAAGUGGGCGUGUGCCGAGCCGCCCGGUCCGAGCAGCAGCUCCAAGCCGACGCCCCCCUGUGGGACCAACGGCCUCCACAAACCUCCCCCGAGCAGCGAGGGACACGUCGACACGUCCCCGGACGAGAGCAUCGAGCCGCUCAGAGCAAAACCUGAGAACGUCCUGUCGGAGCGUCAGAGCAUCAAGGUGCUCAGCUUCCCACAGUACUGCCGCUUCCGCUCGCUGCAGAGGCGUAUCCAGGACGGAGCGAGGGGCCCGGGGCUGCAGGACCCCCACCUGCUGGCCCUGGGCAGCGUGAGGGCGCUCCCUGGCGUCCGGCUGAUGUACUGCAGGGACACGUUCAGCCACCCGACCAUGGAGGGCAGCGACAGCUUCUCCGUGCAGUUCAGAUGUCCGUCUCUCAGUCUUCGAGGUCGACCUCGUAAGAGGAGAGGUCGCGACGGCAGCGACUCGCCGACCUCCAGCCAAUCAGACUCGUGGCUUGAGAGGAUGAAGGAGAACGUGAUGGGCAGCGUGGAGGUCGGCUGCGAGGGCGACUGGCUGCCUCACCCCGAGGAGCAGCUGUUCCUGGAUCAGCUCUUCUCCUUCAUGGAGCGUCACGGCUCUCCCAUCCACAAGGUCCCGAACCUCGGCUUCAAGAAGAUCGACCUCUUCCUCAUGUACUCUGUGGUCAAACGGCUCGGAGGCUACAAGAAGGUGACGAUCGACAGACUCUGGAAAAUCGUGUAUAACGAGUUGGGAGGAUGCGCCGGCAGCACCAGCGCCGCCACGUGCACCAGGAGACACUAUGAGAGGUUGAUGCUUCCUUAUGAGGAGCAUCUCCGAGUGGGAGGAACUGAGUUUAAAAUCCCAGAAUCGCCCUCUCCUCCGAAACCUCGAGGCAUCAGAGGAAGGAAACCGCUUCAGAGAGGAAGGAAACCAGGACCCAAAGCAAAGGAGAAGAUCUCAACCUCCACUUCUCCUCCUCUUCCGCCAACUGGUCCUCUUCCUCGCCUUCCUCCUCUUGCUCAUACUAACCUGAACCCGAACGGCUCGGUGCUGGUGAAGCGAGGCCGCGGCCGGCCGAAGGGAACACGCAACAAGGCCACGCUGCUGGCUCAGGCCAAGCUGCUGGCGCUGCAGCAACCCAACGCCAACGCCAACGCCAGAGCUGCAGCCGAGACGCUGCUGCUGCAGGCCCCAGGCAGGGAGGGGCCGAGCAUCAGCAGCUCCCACAGGCUGCAGACCUCCUUCCUCCCCAUCAGCAUGCCCCUCACCCCCGACCUCUCCCCCCUGUCGCCCCCCUUCCUCCUCCAGCCCAAACCCAAGGAGCUGAACUCGGACAGAGGAGAGGCCGCGGCUCCCCCCCCCACCGUGCUCCUCGCCACGCUUCCUCGCCACUUUGUGGGAGGGUCGCUGGGCGGCUUCAGCCCCAUCAAGGGGGUGUGUCCUCUGGACAUCUUCAGGAACCGCAUCAGCCUUCAGAGGGCGCCGGAGAGCCCGGCGCUGACGCCUCAGAACCCGGUCCAGCACCAUCCCGCCGUCUUCACCCUGCAGCCCACCAGCGGGAGCCCGGACACGCCCCUUCCCAGCGGGGACACGCCCACGCCGCACACUGGCCACCAGCACCACAACCGCUGCUCGGGCUGUACCGUGGACGACGGGGCCCAGAGGGGGGGCAGCCGGGACGCCAGGAGCCGGCCCCAGCUGCCCCCCCUCCGGGUGCUGCCUCUCAACCUGGACUGCAGCGUUCAGGUCUGUCAGCUGAUGAGGACUCGCCGCCUGGACUCGUCCCAGCUGCAGACCUUCACCCGCCGGCUGUCCGAGGCGCUGUCCCAGGACCUGAGCGCCAAGCCGCCCUGCUCGCCCAUCACCCCCCCCCCCGAGCAGGCGCUGCCCCUCAACCUCAGCAAGCGCUUCCCGGUCAAGAGACCCGGUUCGGAGGGGCCGGACCCGUUCCGAGCGGGAAGCAACGGAGACGCGGACCAGACGCCGUCCAAGAGGCCGAGGGCGAGCUGCACGGAGCCGGCUGAGGACGCCACGCUGGGGGGGGGCUCCGGCUCUGCAGGAGGAGAAGAGACCGACGAGGAGGCCAAGAACCAGGAGGAGCCUGCAGACCUGAGCUCGCCGAGCAGGAUCCGGGCCUUCCUGCUCGGGCUGCCUCCCUUCCAGGUGAAGCUGGAGGAGGAUCUGAACGGGACCAUGUUCGGGAAGUUCCUUCCUCCGGGAUCCAGCAGCGCCCCCCAGUGGACUGAGGCCGAGCCGCUGGAGGGAGGAGUGGUGGUGGUAAAGACAGAAGUGAAGAAGGAGGAGGAGCCGGCGGUCGACCUCGAGAGAAACAACAAGCAGACGUCUGAGCAGGAGGAGACAGGCCACGCCCACUGCUCCCGCCCCGUGGAGCUGAUGAGGGCGGGGCCUUCUAACGCUGACACACACUGUUUCUAGCAUCGCUUGCUCUGUGGAAAUAUCAAACAGGAAACUGGCACACGGGGUCGGGGAUUCUCUUGUUGUUGGAGUCUGGGCGGGCGCUCUCACCGCCGCGGCGUCGGACGCUGACGUGAGAGAAGACGUUUCAGGAGAGCGUCCGGACUCGACUCCUUCGUUUCCCGUUUCCUCUCCGGUGUUUCUCUGGUUUCUUUGAUUGAACUUUGCAGAGGAAAUUCAUGACAAUCACAAAUCAGCUUCUCCUCCUCUGUUCGUUCCGUCUCGUCACGGAGAAAAGAAAAGAGAGAGAGAGAGAGAGCGAGAGAGAGAGAGCGAGAGAGAGACUCUUUAACAAACACUGCCAUAACACGACUCUCCAUGACACUAACUCCACUGUUCAAUGUUAGGGUGAAAUAUUGAAUAAGAUCCAUGAUACUUAAAAUUAAAGUCAAUAUUGCAUAUAUGGGUGAUGCUAUGCAUCAAUACGUCAUAAUGAGCAUCUAGAGUGUACUGUAGUUCGCUAGUUUCAUUUUUAAAUUGUACUCUACUUCUGUAGAGAGAUAGUUAUUUUCUGAUAAAGUGUUGGAACGAGGAGCUUCUUCACGUUAUACCUCCUUCAGUGAAGCGUUUAUAGUCCUGCUCCCUCGUUCCAACGAUAUAAACCUUUCUUACUCACACGUGCCUUAAAACGACCAGCGGGCGACCCGCUCGCCGGCGUGACUCCUCCUCUCCGAGCGAUACCUUGAUGUCUCCGCCCGUCAGCGCGGCUGCACGUCGUCUGAGGAACACCAGCCGGUUCCAAACCAAUCACAUGAGACGCUCCUCAGUAAAAACCUCCAAUUUAAUCUCAAACUCUCCAAUCACAACAUUUUCUGAUCUGAGCUCGAACUCGUCGAGGUUCGAUUCCCGUCGGCGGCGUGUGGACCACCGCGUCCACCGUGGCGUCGGCACAGUCGUCCUCUCACAUCCUUAUCGGCUGCUGUGGAGAUGGCACAUGAAGAUGUAGCCCAACGUUCAGACUACCUCAGGUUCUUCAAGAGGAAGAUGGUUCCACCAGCGUCUGUCAGGGGGCGGAGCCUGGGCUGUCAACACAGUCAGACAUGGCGUUAAAAGAGAAGGGGGGGGGGUUGUUUUUGUUUUCGGUUUGCUGAUGAUCCUGUUAAUGGAAACAACAAACUGUAAAUACAGAUGACAACACGUCUCCACUUCCUCCUGACCGCCACCAGGGGGUGCACAGUCAGAUCUGAACAUGUCAUUUGUUGACGAUAGAAAAACAUUUAGGAAACGUGUGAAUCUGGACUCGUAACGUCCGAUCACGUCGUUUGUAUUAUUACGAUCUUUUUGACGUCUGUCAUCAGUUUCACCGUCGGACUUUCGGGUGAAGGGAAACUACGCUGCUACGCCACGUAUGCUACUUUUUUUAGACUGUACCAUGCUAACGGUUUCCCCCUGUUUCCACUCUUUGUGCUAAGCUAAGCUAAUGCGGCCGAGAUCUGAUUAUUCCAUCUGAUGUUCACGUGAGUUUAUGCAACGUUCAGAUACAGAUUGUUUGUCUAUGUCGGGUGAAACUGAAGAAUCAAACCUGCAGCUUCUCUCCACUUUAAAUCACGCGUUCCUCACGUCAUCAGCUGACCCUCACGUCAUCAGCUGACCCUCACGUCAUCAGCUGACCCUCACGUCAUCAGCUGACCCUCCUUCCUCGCUCGGUGCCAACCCGUCGACCCGCUGAAGGAACGCAAACAUCAAGGUAUCUCUUUACUCGCAGCCUUUCCCUUCCACUCGUCUGUUUUCCCGCCGCAGACGACGGUUCAGAUUUGCACACCUACUGUACCCGUUCGCUUCAUUUGGUAUUUUUACAUAUUUAUAUCUGCCAUGUUUGUUUUUUUGUUUAUUUCCUUCUUGCCAAUGUUUUAUUUGACCCGAGAGCAACUGGUGCUGUUUCUUCUUAGUUCUGUCGCCAUAUUGUUGUUUAUGUUUUUGUUUUGUUGACGAAGCUGCGAAGAGUUUUCACGACAGCGAGUCAAAAAAACUACUCAAACCGCUCUGAGCAGAUUUAUUUUUUGUUUAGAGUUCAAACAUAAUUUUAAAGAAUUUAAUUAAAAAGACGUCGCAACUUGUUGAAAAUAUUUGCCGUUUUUAGUUUUGUUCGUCUGAACGAUGACGUUGAUUAAAACGUAACCAAUUCACCAAAGUAUCAAAACAACCAGGAAAACAAACACUGACGUCUCCGAAGUCCGUUAUCGUCACAAUAAUAAUAAUUUCGUUAGUUUAACACAAGUCACUUUCCGUGGUUACGUUUGAUUUUUCUCUGCAAAUAAAGAUGGACGACGCGUGCAGCCUCGAUCAGAAACAACAUCUUUGAUAAACAAUUAUUUAAUUUGGUCCAUGUCUCAACUGCUAACAUGGAGGAGGUUUAGGACCCAUACUGCAGCCAGCCACCAGGGGGCGAUCCAGAUCCUUUGGCUCCUGUCGAGCUGUCCUGUCGUCCAUCUUUUUUUACGGAAAAUGUGACAAACUCUUAAACUCUUAAACACGUUAACGUUCGAUCAAAGUCUUUGUUUUCUUCGUCCCGUUUCCUCUUCCUGCUUCGUCUGAAAUCGUCUCGUUACAAACCUGCGUGUUUAGAGUCGUUCUGAACGUUCACACCCGAACCGUCGCCAUCUUAACGAGGAGGAGGCGGGACGACGUACCGAGAGUUGAACGAGCGUCGUCUUGUUUUCACUCAGUUCCGACGUUAAGUGUUGAACGUUCUUCAACUUCACAGGAAGUGUGUGAUUCUGUCGGUUGAGCUCUUUUCUCUUUUCACCGUUCCGACCAAUGAGAAUUUAAAGAGCUAGUGACGCAGAUCA